AUGGUCAUGGACCACGAUAUGAGUCUUACAGUGAUGGACAACCAAUCGAUUAUUCACAAAUGUACUGGCGAAGUACCUCCUACCUGGACUGAUUACCGCGACGUGAGCAAGUAUGUUGCCCGUAUCAUCGCUGACUCAAGGACCCUCAACCAAAAGAUAUUUGCCUACACCGACCUUCGGACUUUGCAUGAACUGUAUGGCAUGGUCGAGCAAGUUGAGCAAAAAUACCGCACCAUCGAUGAGAUUGAAGAUGGUAUUGCCGCAUCUAAAGAUGAUCCCAACAAGAUGAUAGAUUACUGCUCGUACACCUAUCAAAAGUCAUAUGAUAUUAUGGGAGAACGCACACCUGAAUACGCCAGUUAUCUGGGCUACCAGAUCGGUAAGGACCUCUAUCCCGACAUGGAAAGAAUCUCGUUUGAAGAUUUUUUUUAA
Fusarium poae is the source of this 432-nucleotide messenger RNA. RefSeq lists its product as uncharacterized. The transcript is spliced from 3 exons. Lineage: Eukaryota; Fungi; Ascomycota; Sordariomycetes; Hypocreales; Nectriaceae. The record is from RefSeq and is a predicted model, not a curated record. The coding region runs from base 1 to 432 and encodes 143 amino acids.